AUCAUUUCAUUUAUUUUAACCUUAUCCUAUUUCUAAUGGUAUUUCGUCCAUUUGAUCGUUUUUAUGUAAUAGUUUACAUUUUCUUUUGUGAAUACGCCAUUAAGUUUUAAUGCGUGUUUGUGUGUGGUAAUGCGUGGUUUGACAGUUUAGUUCGAUAUUGUAGAUCGAAUAAAUUAUUCUUAGUGUUAUGUUGGUUAUGGACAUGGAAGUACCUGCAUUUGUCCAACCUGUACAACGCAAGAGGAGGAGAGAUUCCAAAAAUGUGUGGAUGGCUCGUGAAGACGAUACAGAUGACUGUGCGAAGGCUCGCUUCCUUGAGGAGAUUUCUGCAGGAGUCCUGGAUGUUCUCCUGUGUCACCCUCUUCUGGUUUUGGUGAUUAUGAUUUUAAAUGAUGAAUAUGGAGGUAUCUUUGUCAAAGGGUCCUUAUGCAGACUGUCCCACUCAAGAGGAAGACGGGUUCCAAAAUGUGUGAGUGGUCCCAGAAGGCGUAGUCAACGUGUGAAGUGUCGUGGGCAAGAACGAAGAAUCGUGUGACAUUUGUGUUGAUUAUGUUCAAAGCUGAUUUAUAUAUAUAUAUAUAUAUAUAU
Molecule: messenger RNA, 588 nt
Organism: Bombus pyrosoma
Lineage: Eukaryota; Metazoa; Arthropoda; Insecta; Hymenoptera; Apidae
Exons: 5
Coding region: 188-535 (115 amino acids)
Source: RefSeq, a predicted model, not a curated record